Molecule: messenger RNA, 1183 nt
Organism: Gopherus flavomarginatus (Mexican gopher tortoise)
Lineage: Eukaryota; Metazoa; Chordata; Testudines; Testudinidae
Gene: SLC25A48
Product: solute carrier family 25 member 48
Exons: 10
Coding region: 180-1100 (306 amino acids)
Biological process (GO): transmembrane transport
Cellular component (GO): mitochondrion
Molecular function (GO): transmembrane transporter activity
Source: RefSeq, a predicted model, not a curated record
CGCACACUCUUACUACAAUCCCAUUGGGACACCCGGUGGGAUUGGAGUCACUUUUCUACAUAACAGAGUCAAAGAGACACAUUCAAGCAGUCCUCAACAGCACAUGCUGAAGAAAUUGAAUGUGAAUUGCAAACUUGCAAGAAACGAUUUGAACAGGAAUUGUCCAGCAGUUUUAAAACAUGGGCAGUCUUCAAUUAGAAGAUUUUGUAGCUGGUUGGAUAGGAGGAGCUGCAAGUGUAAUUGUGGGGCAUCCUCUGGACACAGUAAAGACUCGUUUACAAGCCGGACAAGGAUAUGGAAAUACGCUUAAUUGUAUCCUUACCGUGUACAGAAAUGAAAGUGUUGUCGGAUUCUUUAAAGGAAUGUCUUUCCCAUUGGCCAGCAUUGCUGUCUACAGCUCGGUGACAUUUGGUGUCUUCAGCAAUACUCAAAGGUUUAUUAGCCAGCAGCGUUAUGGAGACUCUAACCAUGCCCCGGCACUCUCGGACUUGAUUGUUGCCAGCAUGGUAGCAGGGGUUGUCUCAGUAGGAAUUGGUGGUCCUGUGGACCUGAUAAAGAUAAGACUACAGAUGCAAACACAGCCAUUUAUUAAAGCAAACAUAAACUUAAAGCACAUGGGAAUUGGGUUUCCCGCAUACAGAGGCCCAAUUCACUGUGUUAGUUCAAUCCUUCGGCAGGAGGGCUUAGCCGGAAUGUACCGAGGUGCCGGCGCAAUGCUUCUGAGGGAUGUUCCUGGGUAUUGCCUAUACUUCAUCCCUUAUACAGUUCUCUGUGGCUGGAUUACUCCUGAGGGAUGCAUGUCUCCUAGUCCCUCUUCUGUGUGGAUAGCAGGAGGUAUAGCAGGGGCAAUUUCCUGGGGGACUGCUACUCCGAUGGAUGUUGUGAAAAGUCGACUUCAAGCUGAUGGGGUUUAUUUAAACAAAUAUAAAGGAAUCAUUGAUUGUAUCUCUCAGAGCUACCAUAGUGAGGGCUUAAAAGUCUUUGUUAGGGGCAUCACAGUCAACGCAGUGCGAGGAUUCCCGAUGAGUGCAGCCAUGUUUCUUGGAUAUGAACUUUCACGCAAAGCACUAAGAGGAGACCAAGCUGAGACCAAUCCUUAACAGCCAGGCAGAAAACUUUGAAACCUGCGACUGUAGUCUGACUAAUUCAUGUUUAUGUCUUCCCAUUUCUUGGACUGGUUGUG